AUGAAUCUACCAGAACCCGAUUGCAUAAAAGACGUGCAAAAGUUAACAGGAAGAAUGGCCGCAUUGACCCGGCUCAUUAGCAAAUCAGUAGAUAGGUCGUUGCCCUUUUUCAACGUGUUAAAGCAAAACAAGAAGUUCAAGUGGGGAGAAACAGAAAGAGCAGCCUUUGAGGCAGUAAAACGGCACCUGCAAGUCCUACCCACAAUAGCUCGACCAGAGGAAGGAGACACGCUGCAGCUAUACAUAUCUGCUUCUCAGCACACAGUAGCAACGGUACUGAUCAUAGAGAAAGAUAAAACACAGAUACCGGUGUACUUUGUCAGCCACAUCCUGGAAGAAGCAGAAACGAGGUACUCCUUGAUAGAAAAGUUGGGGUUGGCAGUACUGAUUGCAGCCAGAAAGCUGAGACCUUACUUUGAUGCACACGGGAUCCAAGUCCUCACAAACUACCCACUGGAAAAAGCAAUGCAAAAAAUGAACACAUCAGGCAGACUCCUAAAAUGGGCAAUUGAACUAUCAGAGUUUCACAUGGAGUAUCGGCCCAGAAUGGCUAUAAAAGCCCAAGCACUGUCUGACUUCAUAGUCGAAGCAUCAUACCAGGAGGAGGAAAUAAAGGAAGGAAUAUGGGAAGUAGCAGUAGACGGCUCGGUCACCAAAUCAGGGGCGGGAGCAGGGGUAAUAGUUACCUCACCAGAAGGAGACCAGUUCGAGUAUGCCAUUAAGUUCUCUUUCCAGGCAUCAAACAACGAGGCAGAAUACGAAGCCGCAAUCGCUGGCAUACAGAUCUGCACGGCAGCUGGUGCUCGUAGGCUCAUGCUCACAACCGACUCACAGCUGGUAACAAACCAGUUCUCAGGAGAAUAUGAAACGAAGGAAGAAUCCAUGAAACGAUACGCCGAAAAGCUUAAACAGUCAGUGGCACAGUUGGAAAUCUUCGAAAUAAAAUUAGUACCCCGAUCAGAGAACAUGUUGGCAGACUCCCUGUCAAAACUGGCCAGCUCAAGUGCUCUGGUAAAAUCAGUAAUGAUGGAAGUCAUGAAUCGAAGGAGCACUGAAGUAUUGGGAAAAGAGGUCAUGGUAAUCACGAGCCAACCUGAAUGGUAUGACACCUUGUGGGCAUACAAGAGAGAUGGAACACUGCCUGCAGAAAAAACGGAAGCAAGAAGGUUGAUUAGAAACUCAUGCUGGUUUGUAAUCAUCAGAGGCCAACUCUACAAACGGGGUUUUAGCUUGCCUCUGUUACGAUGCAUAUCAGCAUACGAAUCGGCACGACUGAUAGAAGAAAUACAUGAAGGAGUGUGUGGAAAUCAUCAAGGAGGAAAAACCCUUGCACUGAAAUGCCAAAGGCAAGGAUACUACUGGCCGACAAUGCUAACAGACGCACAGGAGUACGUCAAGAAAUGUGAAAAAUGUCAAGUUUUUUCAGCAGUCAUCAAUCGUCCUGCAAACGAUCUCAUGCCAAUCCUAAAUCCAAUACCGUUCGCCCAGUGGGGAAUGGAUAUUCUGGGACCAUUCACAACGGCAUCCGGUGGAAGAAAAUUUCUGAUAGUGGCAGUCGAUUAUUUCACCAAAUGGAUAGAAGCAGAACCGGUGGCAAAGAUAACUGCAAAUCAGGUCAAAAAGUUCAUAUAG
Messenger RNA from Spinacia oleracea (spinach), 1632 nucleotides. RefSeq lists its product as uncharacterized. NCBI's taxonomy places the organism in Eukaryota, Viridiplantae, Streptophyta, Magnoliopsida, Caryophyllales, Amaranthaceae. Gene Ontology annotation, molecular function: RNA-DNA hybrid ribonuclease activity; nucleic acid binding. Gene Ontology annotation, biological process: DNA integration. The transcript has a single exon. The coding region runs from base 1 to 1632 and encodes 543 amino acids. The record is from RefSeq and is a predicted model, not a curated record.